AUGGAGAUGCAACCAAUUUGUGUGAUGAUUUUGUUUUUUUCACUUAUCCCAGUCAGACAAGCUCAAGAGUUUAAACCAGUUCUGUCUGUGCAGCCGAAUUCAACACAGAUAUUCAGCGGUGAGACGGUUACAUUCAUGUGUUCUAUAUUUGGAGAUAGUGAACAUUACCACUGGGUCAAAGAUGACGUUACUGUUCACAGCUCUGCUGAAAACUCCUACACUAUAAAAGUAGAUCAGAGUCACAAAUACAAAUGUCAGGUGAGUAAGGAUGGAGGACAAGUGGCAUGGAGUAAUGAAGUGACUCUCUCAGUGAUAGAGAGACCAAAAGCCGUUCUGACUCUGCAGCUUGAUGGACAGAUAUUCAGUGGAGAGGAAGUCACUUUCACAUGUGAAAUACCAGGACAUGCAGACACUGAGUGGACGUACAGCUGGUAUAAAGAUGGUGUCCAACUUUCCUCCUACAGUGUGAACAGGAAAUAUUCAUUCAGUGCUGUAGAGUCUUCCAGCUGUAAAUACACCUGCAGUGGACGGAGAAAAAACGACUCUCAGACCUCAGAGACCAGCAACACUGUUACACUCACUGUGUCAGCAAAACUCAAACCGACUGUAAGUGUGAUGUCUCAGAGCUCCAUCUACACUGGAGACAGAGUUACUCUGAGCUGUAGUCUGCAGUCUACUGGAUGGACUUUUCUCUGGUACAAAGAUCAGCAUCUUCUAUCCCAAGUAGCUAAAGACACCAACACACUCCAUGAUACAGUCUCUAAUGCAGGAGUAACAAUGUAUCAGUGUAAAGCACGCAGAGGAAACUACGACUCAGAGCUCAGUGAUCCAGUUACAGUUACAGUCAGAGAACUCCCAAAACCUGUGGUGUCCAUAGAUCCAGAUAAAUGGGUGUACAGAGGAGAGAAUGUCACUCUCAGAUGUGAUAUACAGGAUGAAGAGAUAUCUUACUGGAACUACAGCUGGAAUAAAGAUGGUUCUGGUGUCAGUAGUGAACAGGAGUACAGAAUCAGUAGUGCUGAAAUGACACACACAGAAAAAACAAAACCUGUGAUCACAUCAAGUCGUAAAGGAGACGUCCUGACAGGAAACUCAGUGACUCUGACCUGUACACUGAAUGUGCAGUCUGCUGGAUGGAAGUUUUACUGGAUCACACCCACACAGAGCACUGAGACUGAAACUGCAGCAAACUACUACUCCUACUACUUCUCCUCCUACUCCUACUACUACUCCCAUCACUACAUCACACCAGUUAGUGUCUCUGAUGGAGGUCAGUACAGGUGCAGAGCUGGAAGAGGAAACCCAGUCUACUACACACACUACAGUGAUGCACUCUGGGUAAAUGUUACUGAGAGUCCUAAAGCUGUGGUGACCAUAAAGCCUGAAAAUCAUGUGUUCAGAGGAGAGAGAGUGACUCUCAGGUGUAAAAUACAGGGAGGAGGAAGCACUGAGUGGACAUACAGAUGGUAUAAGAAUGAUUACACACAAAACCCAUACCGCUUAUUACAGAACUUCAGCCUCAGCUCAGUUAGAAAUGAUAACGGGGGUAAAUACACCUGCAGAGGGAGGAGAAGCAGUGACUCUCAGAGCUCAGAGAUCAGUGAUGCUCUUACACUCAUUGUAUCAGACCCAGCAGAGACAGUAGUGAGUGUGUCUCCACUGAGCUGGCUGACUGAAGGAGACUCAGUGACUCUAAGCUGUGAGGUUAAACACUCCUCUACAGGCUGGACAUUCAGCUGGUACACAGAUGUUCCCUACAGAGACAGUCAGGGUUCCCUCAGGUACAGGACAGCGCUCCUCUCAGACAGCAGCAGAGGAUCUGGAGGCUCCUACACUCUCAGUCCUGUUACUCUGAAUCACACAGGAGUUUAUAUGUGCAGAGCAGAGAGAGGAGAACCAGUCUUUCACACACACUACAGUGAACCACAGCCACUGUGGAUCACUGCUGAAUCUCCUCCAGUGUCUCUGAUCAUCAGUCCCAGCAGAACUCAACACUUUACUGCUGACUCUCUCUCACUGAGCUGUGAGGACCAGAGAGACUCUACUGGAUGGACAGUGAGAGGAUACACACACAGUAAGACACUGUACAAUUGUCCAUCAGUUUCAGGAUCUACAUGUAACAUCAGCUCCCUCUCUACAUCACACACUGGAGUUUACUGGUGUCAGUCUGAAUCUGGAGGACGCAGUAAUUCUCUCAACAUCACAGUGCACAGUGGUGAUGUGAUCCUGGAGAGUCCUGUCCAUCCUGUAACUGAGGGAAAUCCUCUGACUUUACACUGUUUAUAUCACAACACAAAGAUCUCAGACUCUGGUGCUGAUUUCUAUAAAGAUGAUUCAGUUCUCCAGAAGCAGACUACAGGAGAGAUGACCAUCAGUAGUGUCUCAAAGUCAGAUGAAGGUUUCUACCACUGUACACACCCAGAGAGAGGAGAGUCACCGAAAAGCUGGGUUUCUGUCAGAGUCUUAGGUUCUGGAUUCAUUGUUGUUAAAGUAGCUGUGGGACUGAGUUUGGCCUUGGUGUUUAUUAUCAUUUUACUGAUUCUGCUGUGGAGGCACAAAUCCAACAAAGGAAAGAACAGCAGUCAGACACCAGACCAGAACCCGGGUCAGUCAGGAGCUGAUGACUCCCAGUCUGGAUACACACCACUUCAGACCGGAACUGUAAACAUUUAUGCAACUGUGGAGAAUACAGGUAAAAGUGAGACUGCAGCUGAACACAGUGGGGCCGUUUACGCACAGGUCAUGAAGAAAAAUGAGCUGCACAGGAAUAAAGGCAAAGAUGCUGGAGCCAGUGAUGUGACUUACACUGAGCUUGAACUCAAGCCUCAAAAAAAAGCAAGAAGAAACCAAGUGAUGGCCAGUGCUGGAUCUGAAACUGUUUACUCAGAGCUAAAGUAGAACUCUCAGGUAAGGCAAAGUUUUAUUUUCAAAUCGAGAG
Clarias gariepinus (North African catfish) is the source of this 2938-nucleotide messenger RNA. RefSeq names its product Fc receptor-like protein 5. Gene Ontology annotation, molecular function: transmembrane signaling receptor activity. The transcript has 17 exons. Gene Ontology annotation, biological process: cell surface receptor signaling pathway. Lineage: Eukaryota; Metazoa; Chordata; Actinopteri; Siluriformes; Clariidae. The coding region runs from base 1 to 2898 and encodes 965 amino acids. The record is from RefSeq and is a predicted model, not a curated record.